AGUACCCUGCUCCAGCAAUGACCUUCAGAAUCCCGUGGCGGCUGCUGAUACCUCCUGGGUCUGUAGACACUGUAAUUGGCACGGAUGGUGGCCUCUCGCUCGCGCAGAAAAGUGGUGCAAAAGUGACUGUGUCAACUAGCGAAGAGGCUCCAGUGACCCUCAGCGACAAAAUUGUGAAGAUUGAGGGUUCUGUGGGAGAGCAAGAGGAAGUGCUAGGACACAUUGUAGCUGAGCUCUUCGAAUUUCAAGGCACCCUGGAAGAUGAGGACGGUCUUUGUGUUUUCGUUAUGCCUACUUCUGCCGUCGGUGCAGUCAUUGGUGCGAAAGGAUCUAAGAUCAGUGAAAUCAUGUCCGAAUCAGGUGCUGAGAUCGAUGUUGGUAGAGAAUGCAUCAUUGGAAUGCCCGACAAUCCAGUGGUGCUGCGCGGUCGACCAAGACAGAUUGUUCGAGCAGCUGUGCUGUGUAACGCAGUCCUUCAAGACUUGGCUGACAAAGGUCGGGUCCAGGCAGAUGAUUUCUUCUACAUCCCUGGCCGGGCCGCAACUGCGACAAGGAGCCGUGGAGCCUCAUCCGGCUCGCUGUCAUUUGCCCGCUUUUUGGUUGAGAAGGACUUUGCAGGCUUUCUGAUUGGAAAAGGUGGCGACAAGAUCAAACGUUUACGUGACCAAACAGGUGCCACCCUGCAGUUUAGAGGGCCAGCAGAGGAAGUGACACUCAUCCUGGGCCAAGACCAAAGAGUGCUGGAUAUCCGCGGCAGCGCUGAUGAACGCAACGAAGCAAUUAGAGCCUGUUUUGUUGAGAUGGAUGCUGCCUCAAUGUCAACCACACGGCUCUUAUUGCCACUUGCAUGUCCAGAAGUGCCAUUACAAGAGGCUGCCAAAGCUGCAGGUGCCUCCAUUGAGAUGUUGGACGACAUCGCCAGUCCAGAAAGCAGUGAACGAGUUGUGCUGUUGGGUGGAGACUCGUCAAUCCGCAUGGCAGCUGUCCUUGCUCUUGUAACGAAAGCUGAUGCCUACUCCAGCAAUGCACCCGUCACCGCCAACGCCAACCAGGCCAAGACCAACCAGACCAACCAGACCAACCAGACCAACCAGACGGCCGACCAGGCGCCAAGACCGAGCUCAUCGCUCAACGGAGAGUCAAGGCGUCAGAGCCAACCGCCAACGCCAGUUGUUCCUUCAGUUGACGUGGAAAAAAAGUUGGAGCCAGAAUCUGGCAAGGUUUUUACUUUUCAAGAAUUUCGGGUGGCAUUUGCCAAAGAAUAUUCCGAAAAGGACAUUGUUGACUAUUGGCGGGAUGCUUGCCAGCCAGUUCCCGAGCAGACUGAGACACAAAACAAAGAUGCUAGAAAGGAUGACAAAAAUGACGAGGGUAAUACAACUCCUGAGAUCCCAGAGGUCGAAACAAAGGAGGCAACUUCGGUGAGGCAAAUGCAGAGCCGCGAAGCUGCACCAUCUGCACCUCCUGUGACCAGGCCUUCCAAUGGAGACAUCGUCGCAGCAGAAAGACAUCAUUUUCCUCGAAGUAGCAAGGAAGGUUUAGGCACUUUGCUGAAAGACUCGCCACUUUCCGAACUCCACCUACUUCUUCCUAGCAGAUUGGUCAGGGGACCUUUGGUGGCCUAUGGCCAGUUGGCAGACAUUGCAGUGGGAUGCAGUGUGGAGAUUCAUGUUGGCACAGAGGUGUCUCCAGGACAAGUACAAGUCACUCUGAACGGAACAUGUGCCGCCAUUGCCAUGGCUACGGUGGCACUUCAAAUGCGCAUUUGCUUUGCACAAGGCUAGGACUAGGAUCGAGCAGCAGGGUUUGCAGGGCUAGACCAUCAGAUUUUUCUGCUGCCCUGGGAUCCUCAGCCUGUUGCGAUUCAAACUACCUCUUUCUGUCACAAACUGGCAAAUCAUCUGUAAAACAAUUGGUUGGUGCCAAUCCUGGUUGGGUUUUUCACACUUUCUUUGGAUUCGGAAUGGAAAUCUUAAGGCGUCUACUUGGCAUCACGGGGUCUCCUUUUUAUUGAUCCAACUUUCCAACGCCAAGGUGAUGAAGAUUUUGUGAAUUCUGCUUUGCCCAGACUUCGGUAGAAAGGAA
Cladocopium goreaui is the source of this 2085-nucleotide messenger RNA. NCBI's taxonomy places the organism in Eukaryota, Dinophyceae, Suessiales, Symbiodiniaceae. The record is from the annotation of a GenBank genome assembly.